Molecule: messenger RNA, 1344 nt
Organism: Colletotrichum paranaense
Lineage: Eukaryota; Fungi; Ascomycota; Sordariomycetes; Glomerellales; Glomerellaceae
Exons: 2
Coding region: 1-1344 (447 amino acids)
Source: RefSeq, a predicted model, not a curated record
AUGGCCUGGACCAAACACGCGGCCGUAUUCGCGGCCUUGGCUCUCGGUGCCAAUGCUCAGGCGCCAACCAAUACCCCUAUCCCGGCGAACAUUGGAUUCGUUCUGAGUGUGCAACCCCCUGCCGCCGUGUCGAACACCACUAGCUUGCCGACCUCCGCGAUCACCGGGAUCUCCUCUACGCCGACGUCGUCUCUCAGCGUCACCCUCAGCUCCAGCAGCAGCAGCAUCCUCUCACAGCCGACCACUGCAAUCUCGAGCAGCGGAUCGUCGUCGGUGCUCUCGUCUGGGUCUCCCAGUGGAAGCACCACUCCAACCAAUUUGAACCCGCCGCAGCCUACCUCCACGCCCACAAGCUCCGCUCCGACUGUCGUCACGCCGGGCAGUUCCACCACUUCCCCCAUCCUUUCGAGCAGCAGCACUUUCAACUUUGGGAACAGCAGUACUGCUAGAACGACUCCCUCCUCGACUAGCAGUGUCUUGAGCACACCUACCACUUCCUUGUCGACCAGCAGUGUUGGUAGCAGCAGCGUUGGCAGCAGCAGCAGUGCUCCUAGCUCCAGCAGUACCGGCACCACAACCUCUGCUCUGACAAGCACUACUACCGGCAGCAGCAGCACUGAUAGCUCGAGCAUCACCAGCACCACUUCCAGCAGCAGUUCAUCGGGCACAUCCUCAGCUUCCUCCACUGAUAGUUCCACUUCGACUUCCUCGACUUCCAGCGAUUCCUCAAGCUCGAGUAGCUCCUCCACCUCCAGCAGUUCUUCAAGUUCGAGCACCUCUAUAACCAUUACUUCGACUAGCUCUAGCAGCUCUAGCAGCUCCAGUAGCACCAGCUCUACUUCCUCUUCGACGCUCUCUUCGUACAUCUCGGCCCCGUCUGGUCCUUGUGCUAUUAAUAACGCCGCUUUCGUAUUCCAAGCCUCAGGUACAGGAGACGUCAACGUAGACGGCAAGUGGGCCGCGCUGUCGCCGGCCUUUGGAUCAGGCUAUAAGCUCCGUUUUGAUUCCACCAGACAACUCGCGCAACAGUUUAGACUCCAGCCCGACUGCGCGCUCACCACCGCUGACGGUACUUUCUUGGCCAUGGUUGGCGGUAACGCGAAUCUCCAUUUCCAGUACUUCUUCCAGUCCACCGCCAUCGCUUCUUCUGUGGUCACUGGCAAUCCCACUUUUGAAGCCGAUGUAUGCCAGAGGAAUGCCGACAACACACUUAGCUGCACUGCCAUGGGUCAAAGCAUUUUUCAAGUCACGCAAGGUGACCCUUCUCUCCAAUUGGGCGACCAGAAUUACGGCGAGCAGGUCACAAUCAACCUGGUCCAGGUACCAGGAACCAUCUUCCGUUGA